AUGGCUGCCAAGGUUUACAUUAUCAUCUACUCUCUCUACCAUCACAUCUACACUCUUGCUCAAGAAGUCCAAAAGGGUCUUGUUGCCUCUGGUGUUGACGCCAAAAUCUUCCAAGUUCCCGAGACUCUCUCUGAUGAGAUCUUGACCAAGAUGCAUGCUCCCGCUAAGCCUGAUGUUCCUGUCAUCACUGUCCAAGAUUUGACUGAAGCCGAUGGUUUCUUGUUCGGCAUCCCUACUCGUUUCGGUACCAUGCCCGCUCAAAUCAAGGCUUUCUUGGAUUCCACUGGUGGUCUUUGGGCCUCCGGUGCUCUCGCUGGUAAGUUCGCUGGUACUUUCUUCUCCACUGCCUCUCAACACGGCGGUCAAGAGACCACUGCUUUCACCACCAUCACCUACUUUGCUCACCACGGUAUGGUUUAUGUUCCUCUCGGUUUCAGCUCUCCUCAUCUUUUUGAUAACUCUGAGGUUGUUGGUGGUUCCGCUUAUGGUGCUGGUACUGUUGCUAACGGUGAUGGUAGCCGUCAAGUCACCCAAAAGGAACUUGAGAUUGCCCACACUCAAGGUGAGAACUUUGGUAAGAUCAUUACCACCUACGUCAAGGGAAAGACCGCUUAA
Molecule: messenger RNA, 615 nt
Organism: Mucor velutinosus
Lineage: Eukaryota; Fungi; Mucoromycota; Mucoromycetes; Mucorales; Mucoraceae
Exons: 1
Coding region: 1-615 (204 amino acids)
Cellular component (GO): membrane
Molecular function (GO): NAD(P)H dehydrogenase (quinone) activity; FMN binding
Source: RefSeq, a predicted model, not a curated record